CGCAAGAUUUAGUCUCGCAUGGAUUACAGGUUAAAUGCGUGCAAAACGAAAUUGGAACUUAAAUCUUGUAAAUUAAUUAUUAAUGUUACCAAUUAAAGUUUACAUAUAUGGGAAAUAUGUUAAAAUCUUUAUUGGAUCGCAAAUGCUAAACUAAAAGUGCAAUGGAAAUGGCGCUGGAUUUGUAUAUAGUAUAGGGGGACGACAUUAAAAAAAACGAAACAAGGUACUAAAUUAUAAACGGAUAGAGAAUUUAGCUAGGGGUUAAAUUACUCUUUAAUUGUCAUCUGCUGGUUGAUAAAUUGUAGAAUCUGUAAUUUUUCUGGACUUGAACACUUAAACUCUAUAUCUACCCUUUUGACAAUUCUACCGUACUAGUUGUUACACAUUUUACAAUUUUUGUGUUUUGAGACAUGGAAGUGCGUUGAACAAUAUGUACUCAAGUGUUUUGAGAAAGGAAGUGCGUUGAACAUCCCGCGUAAAUUAUCUUUGGUAAUAUCAAUAAAGAUAAUGCUAAAAAUACAUCCAAAUUACAAAUCAUAGAAAAAUAUUUGUGUCACAUUUCCAUUGAGAACGAUUCCAUAUGUGUUUCACGUAGAAUAUCUUCUGGAAUUGCAUUGUCAUAAUUAGUGAUACUCAUUUACAUCUUUAAAUUAUAUUUCUCUUCACUUUAAAUUAAAAUCUUUUCUUGCCGGGUGCCCCCAAUUCUGAUUGUGGAGUAUUUUAACCGAGUUUAGGUGUCCUCGAUUUGAAUUUCUGUGGAAUCCAUGAAAAUAAGGGUGUCUUCAAAUAUUUCAUGGAUUUUGAUGGAUAGCCUACCCGGAGGUAUGUAUCUGAAAGGUUACUGCGGGAAGUAACUAGAGAGAAGUCAAAGCAAAAGUAAGAGAGAGAAUGUAUUGCCGAGAAUGUAGUGGACGAAUUUAGCUUGGAUUACAAAUGGGGAAAAUGGGCGCUAUUUAUAGUAGUAAUAAAUAAAAGAUAGGGACACGUGUCAAGCACCCAAUGGCCGAGGGGUCACAUCAACUGGUUGUCACUGGCAGUCGCAUGUGGCCGCAUUAAAUGCGGCUGUUGGAUGUGACGUCGUACUUAGUACGGUGAUUCAGGCGCUUGUGGGGAGGAUAUUCUAUCGAGAAAGGUGCCCUCGGCUGCAGAUGAUUGGCCGAGGGAUCUAAGCACCGGGGACCUUCUUAGUGCCGAGGGCUCUAGGUGCCGAGGGCUACUGAUUUUCACCGUUUUCCCCAGUAACUUUGUUUGUUUGAGUUGGCCAUCUUGUGAGAAUUUGGAGCCUUCGGCCAGGGGGCGAAGGCACUCCCAGUGUGCUACGUGGGUUGCUCAGUAUUUGGGGCGCUGUGUUUUGGGCAUGCUGUGCUUCCUGGGCCUAUUGGGCCUCCAUUAGAAUAGUAGGAGUCUAUGGGUCGGGGGUUCCUGGGCCAUAUACUCCAUGAGGAGUCCCUCACUCCUUUUGCCGAAAGGUACUUGAAGGAAAACGAGUAAUUUGUGUUUGUCCUUUGGUGUUGUUCUGUUGUAGUUUGUAAAGUUGGUAAGGAGUUUGUCGUUUGCAUGAUUUGCCGAAGGCAGUCCCUCAGUUACCCACAUGUCGAGACUUGAGGGACCACGUUGCUGUUUUGGGGAGUUUUUGACAUUUUUUGUUUUUUGAGAUUUUUCCUGGAGGGGUUCUCCAGUCCCUCACUCCUUGAGGCACUUGCAAAGUGGUGAAAAGGAGUAGAGUAGUGCCUGCUUGCAAUAUGAAGCUGAGGGGUGACGCUUUUCGCUUCAUUUUGGGGGGAUGCCUCGUUAAAAACCUCAUUGGGAAAAACCCUGUGGGAAAACAUUCCAAUGAGGGAAAAAGAGUGCACCGAAUUCCCCCAAUGAUGAGUCGAAAAGGUGAAAUCCCGGUUUGAAAUGAGCGGCAGUAUUUUUGUCGAAGGCUAUCCCUGUCUGAAGGCGUGUGUGUUGAUUUGCCGAAGGUUCGCUGUUGUUAUCCUGAGAGAUGCCAAAGGGGGAGCCCUCAAAUUAUCAGAAUGAGGGCGCGAUGAAUGUGGAUGAUAUUUCCGAUGUUGUCGAGGGGUCCCUUGUUUGUUUACAAGUGGGGGGCUGCGGUGCCCCGAGGGGCUUCCAUAAUAAGGAAUGCCUCCCGGGGGCCACGUGGUCCUCAAUGUGUUUGAGGGCUGAGUGUUCCCGAGGGGUGUGCCCGUUGUGAAGACGUGGGCUUCUGAAAGAGUGAGCCCGAAGGCACUUGUGAUGUAUUAUGAGGGGCAUUGGCCGGGAGCACUUCUAGGUAAGUGUACCCGGGGGCUCCCCUUAAUGAAGUGGAGCGAAGGAGACAGCCCGGGUUCCCCGAAUAUAGCCGUUGUAAUAGAGCCGUUGGAAGAUGUAACGUCGGAAAUAUAGCCGUUGGAGGGGGGCCUCCACGUGGCGUGCGUUCGUUGACUGUCUGUGGGCGGGCGUCACUGAUUGGGCAGCUCAUCGGUUUGUAAUGAUGGCUUUUCCACCGGGGGCCCAAUUUCCGGCCCAGGCCCGGAUUUGGAUGCCUAUAAAUACCCCAAAGUCUGAGCUCUGGCCCCUGUGCGAUCUCAUUUGUAGCGAAGCUCUGGCCAUUUGAUUUCUAGAGAGAGAAACACCUGCCUUCGAUCCAAUUCUUGUUCCAAGGUCAGUUCCCCACCCGUUCUUCACCUUUCUUAGUUAGCUAUGCUUUGUGGCCUUAGAUUAGGGGUUGUAGCUUAGAGCCUUUAGUAUCUCCCUCUGAACCCUCGGUUUAGUACAAACAAUGUCUUCACAAAGCGAUUCCCAAGACAUCUCGAGGGAGCCCUCGAUGGAGGAGGAGAGCUUCUCAGACGUGGAGUCCACGAGUGAGCAACCCUCGGCCGAGGAUGAUGCCGCAAUGGCCAUAGAGGUACAGAAGGACCUUGUGGCUGAAGUCGAAGCUGAGGACUUCGAGCAGGUGAUCGAAGACGAGGAGAUGGCCCUCGCCGUUCAAGUUGCAGAGGAGGAGGAGCACAAGGAGAGUAUGAAGGUCACCAUCGCCGUGCCCCCCUCGUGGUGCUGGUGAAGCAGGGAGCUCUCGGCCUCUUAACCCGACACCUCUAAGGGUGGCCCCCGGGAACAAACAGGAGAAGACGAAGGUUGCUCCCAAAAAGAAGGACAGGGUUGCUGAUCAAGGAAGACCCAUUGAUAUGCCCGAGGGGUACUCUUGGUUGAAUACCACUGCCCUCGAGAUAGGAUCGAAAGCUGACCGGGAGGAUCUCUUCGUCACUCAGUUGCAUGUGGGGCCUUCGGCCGUAAUGGUGGCGCCAGGUCCUGAUGAUGUGCUCUCCCGGGCUCCCGAGGGUUGCAUCGCCGUCCACAUUUUGUCCGUAUCAAUGGGACUCCGGUUCCCCUUGCACCCAUUCCUUUGGGAAUAUCUUAGGUACGUGGGUCUGGUCCCUUGCUAAUUGACGCCCAACAUACACUCAUAUGUGGCAGGCUUCCUGAACCUUUGCCGGUCCCGAGGGGUGACCCCGAGCCUGGAUUUGUUCUUCCAGAGUUUCAAACUCUGCCGGGGGGGUCACGCGAAUGCCGAGGGCUUCGCGAACCUGCAGUAGAUAGCCAGGUGGAAGCUGUUUACCGAGGCGCCUUCAUCAAAUAAAGGCUGGAAGGAGCGAUGGUGUUACGUCAGAGUGGACGAGAGCCCCUUCCCGAGGGAGCUACGAGAUCGUUUCUGACGGCAUCCGAAGGUCCGAAAUGCUGCUCUCGAGAAGGAUGGUUUGAUCAUAGCCAAGAUUCCGGAGGGUCGCACGAAGAAUGUGUCUAUCAAAGACUACACACUUGAUAAGGAUCUUUAUGCCCUCGGCUUCCGGAGAUAUCGCUUCCUUGGUGAGACGGACGAGAGGUACCCCGAGUUGGACAGAGCCUUCGAGGGAGCAGGAGGUAGUAGUCGAGGGCUUCCCAAUAUGUACUUAGGAUUUUUUCCUUCUUUUUUUUUUGAUUGUUUGUUCACGCUUUUUACCCCUCGGUCUAACUGUUUUUUGUCGUUUGCAGGCGCGAACAUGGACGCAGGGAAACUCUUUGCUUUGAAGAAGAAAAAGGGCAAGGCCCAGGCUCAGAAGAAGGACCCUUCGGCUCAGCAGCCCGUUGAGGCCUUUUUCCAGAAGGAGAUACCGGAGCCCUCCACUGUGGCUACCGUUGCUGGUGUGGUCGAGGGGGCCACAAAAAAGAAGAAAGGCAGUAAGGGGGUAGAGCCCCCUGCCAAUAAGUAGAGGGGUCCCAGGGAUGUUGCUGACCAGGCGGCCCCCUUGGUGAUCAUAGAGGAUCGCCCCUCUCCCGAGCCCCCGGUUGGCACCGCGGCGACAACUUGGACGAACCUUCCCCCGGGAGGCUUCCCCCGGGAGGCUUCCCCCGGGAUAUUCUGCAACUCUCCGUGGCUCCGGGGGCUUCCUUGAUGCAUGGCUCGGCAGAACUGAAGGCCUUCCUGAGGGGGAUCACUUCGGCGAUGGACAAGGCGGCCCUCUUGACCUAUGACGACGAGGCCCUCGAGAGCAAGAUCUUCCGCUCUUCUCUAACUGCUUGCAUAGCCCUCGGGGAGCAUGCGCAAAGGCUCGAUCAGUGGCGUCUCCAGAAGGCGGAGUAGGAUCGAGAGAUGAAGGAGCUCGUCCUCAAGAACUCCGAUGCUGUGAAGCAGAUGACUCAGCUGGAGGAGGACAUUCGGAAGGCUACCGAGGGGGCUGAGCAGAGGAUUAAGGCUGCCGUGGAGGAGGUCAGACUCGAAGCCGAGAGGGUUGCCGCCGAGGCCUCCAAGAAAGCUGCUGAGGAGGCAGAGUCCGCCAAGGCCGAAGCCAUCGCCAAAGCUCGAGAGGAUGCUGUCGCUGCAUUCAUGGCUGAGGGCUGGAAGACCGAGGAGCGGCAGUAGUGGGUGGCCUCGGUUGUCGAGUCUUCGGCAGAUAGCUGGGUGAAGGGCCCCGGGGCCGACUGGAUGGCGGAAAGGGGCGACAUCUACUAUCAAGGGGGUGAAUUCUUCACCCAGCAUCUGGUUUACCGGAGGCUUGCUAGGCAUUUCAACGUCUCCCUCGAGGAAUUUGACCCCUCGGCGUAUGACCUUCCUCCUCUGCAACCGGAUGUAAGAAAUCCCCUCCCCCCCAGGAGAAGAGAGGUCGGUGAUCCAUGACUCCGUGAUGAUGGGGGGAUCCGGCGAUGGUGAUGCCGAUGCUGCUGCCGGGGAAGAGGUCACCUCCAAAGCUGCCGAGGGGGACGCCACUGCCGAGGUUGCUUACAAGAUUUGUACUUAGGUUUUCUUUCUGUGAAUGAUCUUCUGUAAUGAACUCUGUAGCCCUCGUCUUCGGCCUGUUUGUAACAAACGCUUUAUUACUCUCCUUGUGUUGUUUUUGGAUACUUAAGCUGAAUGAAUGGGGUGCCUCCGGGCUU
Molecule: messenger RNA, 5394 nt
Organism: Cuscuta europaea
Lineage: Eukaryota; Viridiplantae; Streptophyta; Magnoliopsida; Solanales; Convolvulaceae
Source: the annotation of a GenBank genome assembly